Chenopodium quinoa (quinoa) is the source of this 1398-nucleotide messenger RNA. RefSeq names its product outer envelope pore protein 24B, chloroplastic-like. Bases 454 to 1098 code for a protein of 214 amino acids. Gene Ontology annotation, molecular function: voltage-gated monoatomic cation channel activity. The transcript is spliced from 3 exons. Gene Ontology annotation, biological process: regulation of monoatomic ion transmembrane transport. The record is from RefSeq and is a predicted model, not a curated record. Lineage: Eukaryota; Viridiplantae; Streptophyta; Magnoliopsida; Caryophyllales; Amaranthaceae.
CGAAACGAACACUCAUCAACAAAUAGACUCUUUUUUUUCUUAGACAAUAAAUUUUCCUAUUUUAAAAAUCUAGAUACAUUAAGCAUUAGUCUCAAGAAAAAAACAAACCUAAUUAUAAUCGUGUAUCGUUCUAAAAAAAAAAUGAGAUGAGUACAAACUAUCUUCCCUCUUGUACAAUUUCCAUAAUCAUAUGGUGAUAUGGAUCAUGUUAUUCAUGUAUCAUUUUUUUGUUCAAAAAAAUCCAAUAUUCAAAACAUAAAACUCUCUUAAAGCCCAAAAAAAAACCCACAAAUCCUCUACAAUUGAACGCACCCUAACUCCCCUACACCCUCACCCAUCAAACCAAAUCACAACCCUUAAUUCCACCACUUACAAAACAUUCCCUCGAAAAUUCCAUUACCUCUCUGCUUUCUUCUCUACUCUUAUCCACUCCAUUUUCUCUCUCCUCCGACGAUGUGGAAAGCGUCGGUAAACGGCCAAUGCGCCACCGACAGCAGCACCGGCGCCGCCACAGUCUCCAUUAACGCCGGCGAACUCAAGCUCAAAGCCGCCAUGUCCGAAGCCAUCUUCGACGCUGGUCCAAUCUUCAGAAACCUCUCUCUUUCACUUGAAAAACCUGGGUCUUUCAUCGUCGACUACAAUGUCCCCAAACAAGAUUUGAGGUUUCAAUUCAUGAAUUCAAUUAGGGUUUUAGACAAGCAAUUGAAGAUGACAUAUACGCAUUCUAGGGCAGAUAAGAAUUUGUGGGUUGAUGGAACUGUGGUGAUUGAUUCGUCGAAUAAGAUUUCUGCGACUUGUAAUUUUGAUUCUGGAAUUCGGAAAUUCAAGUAUUGUUAUAGUCAAGCAGGAGGUGCUAGAACUUUUGAACCUUGUUAUGAUGUUGCCAAGAAUUCCUGGGAUUUUUCUGUUUCCCAGAGGAUUACUGGGGAUGAUGUUGUUAAGGGUUCUUACCAGACUUCUACUAAGAUUUUGGGGUUGGAAUGGUCGAGAGCUUCGCCUUUCAGUGGUUCUUUCAAGGUUUCAGCGUCUCUGAAUUUGGCCGAGGAAUCAAAAAUACCAAAAUUGAGUGCUGAGAGUACUUGGGAUUUUGAUAUGUGAUUUCUGUAGUUAGCUUUUCUUUACUUAUUUUUCCCCAAAGAUAUUGGGUUUUUUCUCCAAUGCAAGAUCUGUGGUCUUGCAGUACAGAUUUUAAAUGCUUACUGCUUAGUGUUAAACGUGGUUUAUAUUCAACUCGAAGUUUUUGUAGCUCUAACUCCUCUAAGCCUCUAGGGCCAUUUUUUUUUCACAUCUCUUUUUGCUCAUGUGCUACGGCCUCUGCCUUUUGGCCUGAGCUCUGCUGGUUCUGAUAUGUAAUUGGAUUAACAGGUAAUGUCAAUACCAAACAAGCAAUCAUGCAUA